CUGCAUUUCACUUUCAAAACGGUAGCGUAGCGUAGCGUAGCUUUGCGGAGAAAAACAGAGCAACCGAUAUUUCCAGAGAGAGAAACAAAUUAGAGAGAGGGAUGACAAAGAUCUCGGGUGGGAGAUUGUGGGGUUUCCUUCUAUUCGUCUCUUCAAUUUCUCUACAUUUCAUUUCAGGCUUUUCAACCGAUUCAUCAAAUUCUAAAAAUGGGACUAAAGCUGAUGCUCAUGCUACUUCUGGUGGCAAGACUGGGUCGAUAGUAAUCAUCAUAUGUGUUGUGGUGGUGGCGGUGGUGGUUUUAUCAUUUUUCCUUUUCAGAUUAUGGCAAAAGAAGAAACGUCAGGAGCAAUAUGCUCGUCUGUUAAAGCUGUUUGAAGAAGAUGAUGAGCUUGAACUUGAACUUGGCCUUCGUGAUUAAGCAUGUGUGUACCAUUAGUAUCAAUUCAGUCUGAUUGAGAUGAAGCUCCUAAUGGGCUCCUUUCUUGGUUCUGGUGGAAUUUUUUUUUUUUUUUUUACUUUGCAGAAUCCAGAGUUAGUGUCCGGGAAACGUUAUUUGGUUAAAUAUUGACAAUUUACAUUUAA
Molecule: messenger RNA, 583 nt
Organism: Ilex paraguariensis (yerba mate)
Lineage: Eukaryota; Viridiplantae; Streptophyta; Magnoliopsida; Aquifoliales; Aquifoliaceae
Source: the annotation of a GenBank genome assembly